AUUCAAGUAACGUUCAAAGCGCGUGUGGGAUGACGCGCCGGUGAAUUUUUAGUUUGUAAUACAUUGACGUAAUUUUUCUGUACCCGAAUUAAAUAUUAAGGUUUCACAAUGGCCGAUCAAGUAGAUUCAAUGUCAGACGCGGAACUUCGGACAAAAUUGGCAGAGCAUGGGUUCCCAGUUAUGCCUAUUACGGCUUCUACGAGAAAACUUCUCGUAAAGAAGUUAAAAAUGGUACUAGACAACAAAGCCCCUCGCUACAGUGUUGAUAGUAAAGUUAAGAACAGGCGGUCGCUAGCGCGCUAUUCGAGUGACGAAGAGGCAGAUAUGGAUACCAGUAGUUUACAGGAAAAACGCAAUCGCCGAGCAACAACGGGAGGCGCUAUGUUACCGCCGUCCACAAGCAAGACGAGACGUACACCUGUUAAAAAAAUAUCUAGUGUUAAACGUGACUCUGACGGGUCAGAGUCUGAGGAAGAAAAGUCGCCGGUACGCACCCACGAAGAAGUGGAAACUGUUACUACUCGACGUGUGACGCGCACUUACGCCAAUGAUCAAGAGGAUUUUGAAACUGGAUCAGAUAGCGAUGUUGAUGCUGACAAGAAAACCAGUCCAUUCCGUAGCAGUUCUAGGUCUAGUGACUAUAUCUCAAGCACGCUCCCAGCUCAAGAAACAUCCACAAGCCCACCUAAAUCAUCAAUUUUUUCACGCCCCUCACUAUCUACAAACUAUUCUUCACUAUCUCCUUCAGACCAUCUAAAUUCAAUUAGGUCACGGCUUGGAUUGACGUCAACCUUAGGAGAUAGACCAUCUCAGUACUCAUCUACAAGUACCUACCAGCCAUCAAGUAGCACAUACCAACCUUCAGCAAGUUCUUACAGACCUUCAGUGAGCCCUUUUCAGCCAACAACAUCUACAUACCAGUCCAAUCUCUCUUCUGUGGAUGAAGUAGAAUCUCCAUACUUAAGCAACUUUACUCGGCGGCUAUCUGCUCUUAAAGCAGAUCCACCAAAAACUCCAACAACUUUUGUAGAUAGAGAUGCAACAAAUGGAAGCACAAUACUUCCUCGCAGGUCAUACAUAACUGGGGUCUCAAGGGCUACUGCAGAUAAUUACAAAACAGCCAAUGACAAGAACUUUUUAAAAAAUAAUCUGGUUUCACUUGCUCUUGUUGCUUUAGUGGCACUUUUUUUUUUUUUUCUAUUUUUUAUGUAUAUAGUAAAGAGGAAUGACAUAAUAUCAGUAGUUGACGACCAAAACAGUGUAAUUCCAAUAUGUCAAUUAAAUAUACCAGGCAACAGGCCUGGGGUUAACUGUGUGCCUAAAGAACAAGUCACUUAUGCUAAGAAUUUGCUAAAAGUAAUACAUCCCGAAUUAACUGCCAGAGCUGCAGCAUACAAAUGUGGGAAGCCUGGGGUGAUGCCAUAUAUGACUGAAAGAGAAAUUCUUGACAUUGCCAGAGCACGAGCUGAAGCUAUAGAUGACAGUCAGUGCAGAAAAGAUCUAGAUAACUUACAAGUGUUACUGGUUCACAAUCCGAGAUGGGGAAUUAAUAUUGUACAACUUAAAAACUUGUACACAAAAGAUGUUGAAUACUUCACUCUGCUGUCUACCGAUGUUGUUGUUCAACAACGCAACAAAGGAUUUGUUGCCUUAACUCUGUCUGAUCCUUCCACACCAGUGUCAUGUUUAUUUGUCAAUACAUUAUACUCUGCUGGAUCAACAUUUCUUAUCAUUGGGGUGAUUGCGGUGGCUAUGCUUGGAGCCCAAAAGUGCUAUAAACUAUAUAUAAAUUAUCAAAAGAGAAAAAGUGAAGAAAUAUACUCAUUGGUGGAACAAAUUAUCGAUCUAAUAUCGCAAGAGACUGAGAACAGUGGUGAGCCAUACAUAUCAGUAGAUCAUGUCAGGGAUACAUUAAUAUCCCCACAGAAUAGAGAGAAAAUGUCGUCUAUUUGGGAUGCUGCUGUACAAUUUAUUCAGAAAAAUGAAAGUAGAGUUCGUAUGGAAGUCCAAUCUGUGGAUGGUGAAGACGGCAGAGUUUGGAGGUGGGUUGCCUCCCACAACAGCCCAAAGCGCAGUGCUUCAUGGCAAGGUCAAGCUUUCGAGACACAAGAAGGAUCCGUCAACAACUUGACCGUUUCGCCAACACCCUGCUUGAAAAUUCGCAGUAUGUUUGAGAAAAACGACACAAACCAAAACCUAUGCACUGUUAUUCAAGAUGUUAUUUUGGAGAAAUGUGACCGUUGUAAUAUUCUUCACAUUGAUAUCGAUAGGGCUUCAUGCUGUGUAUACGUGAAAUGUGCCACCUCGAACGAUGCCGGCAUUGUUUACAAGAGCUUACAUGGCUGGUGGUACGAAGGCCGCUUAAUCACUGUGAAAUACCUGCGUCUGGAGCGUUACAUGCAGCGAUUCCCAAAUUCACCGUCCUCCGGGCCUUAUCUGAAGCCGUCUCGUCAACGAAAAACGUGGGAUGAAUAAAUUUUUGCUUAACAGGGACAU
Messenger RNA from Pieris rapae (cabbage white), 2496 nucleotides. Its product is annotated as inner nuclear membrane protein Man1. Bases 109 to 2475 code for a protein of 788 amino acids. Gene Ontology annotation, cellular component: nuclear inner membrane. The record is from RefSeq and is a predicted model, not a curated record. The transcript has 2 exons. Gene Ontology annotation, molecular function: chromatin DNA binding. NCBI's taxonomy places the organism in Eukaryota, Metazoa, Arthropoda, Insecta, Lepidoptera, Pieridae. Gene Ontology annotation, biological process: nuclear envelope organization; negative regulation of BMP signaling pathway.